CUUCGCGAUUGAAUAGAAGACUAGAAGAACAUUGAGAAAAGUUGAUUAGGAUGGUGGAUGAAGUAAAACCAACAUGGCGGCCUAUACCUGAUUAUGCUCAUGCGAGAGUUGGAAGUACCGAGAGAUUAUCUGAUGAUUGACAUUUACCACCUGUUGUUGAGUCUUUGUAGGGACGCGUCGACUGCAGAUACGCGAAAUACAAUCUCACAGUUUUGCUCACAACAGGCGGCAGAUGUAUGUUCCCUGCACUGCGGAAGCGUUGCGCGGCUUCGGAGCUACCCCACCAUGACGUCCAGUCGGCACAUCAAUGAACAAGAAACAUUUCGAGAGCCUUUCGGUGUCAUUCUCUAGUCAACAGCAAGCCUGCGCAUCCAAAUCCUGAGAAUGGCACUCCCGAAUGAGCAUCGAAAUGGGAACGUUGAUUCUUCAACGAAAGGCAUGUAUCGGGCUUCACCAGCCAAAUUGAUGAUGUACGGGAGAGGAACGAGCAACCAACUGUCAGAUGUCAUUGCAGAGCUUGGGGGGACAAAAGCCUUCAUCGUGACCGGGCGAUCCUUGAAUGAGAAGACGCCAGUCAUCAGGAACAUUGAAAAGAGCCUUGGAUCCAAGCACGGAGGAACUUUCAGCAAGAUCGGACAGCAUGCCCCCAUCCAGGGAAUACGGGAAGCCACGGAGUCAAUGUCGAAAUCAGGGUGUGAUAUUCUCAUCUCGGUAGGGGGUGGAUCGCCAAUAGACUCGGCGAAGGCAAUCGCACAUAACAUCCAUGAGAAAACAGGGAAAUGGAUUCCUAGCAUUGCCGUUCCGACAACAUUGAGUGUAGCAGAAACAACACAGAAUGCUGGCUUCACUAAUGACGACGGCCAUAAGAUUGCAGUUAGCGAUCCAGAAAUGGUUCCCAAAGCCGUUGUCUACGAUGGCGAUAUCGCUAUAUACACACCGAUGAGCUUAUGGACAAGCACAGGGAUGCGCUCUCUAGACCAUGCCGUUGAGCUGGUAUACCAUCCUCUUGCCUCGGAGGUGCCCACAAAGCGCCUGUGUCUGGAAGCCAUCAAGGACCUCUUCACCUAUCUGCCACAGUCAAAGGCAAACCCGGACGAUGCAGACAUCCGCACAAAGUUGUUUCUUGCAUGCUACUCAUCACUCUUUCCGUUCCUGUUCAAGGGCGGUGUUGGGCUUAGUCACAGCAUUGGUCAUGCGAUUGGAGCUUCGUACAGCAUCCCGCACGGUAUGACGAGCUGUUUGAGUCUGGCGCCAGUGGUUCACUUCAAAGCGAGCAACCCGGACGAGGCGACACAGAUUGCAAGAAUCAUCCCGUACAUUGGGAAGCAGAGCACUGGCAGCAACGAGAAGGACUCGCACGUCGUGGCGGACGCCAUAGCGGAGUUUGUCGUGAAACUCGGACUCAACACAACACUGACAGCUUACAAUGUACCGACCGGUGAUGCUGAAGAAGAAGCGAUCGCUUCUCGAGCUUUGCAUGGAAAGGACCACAAAGAUUUCGCAACUUUAAAGCAAUUGGUGCACAGUAUGUACUAAGGCGGUUGACUUUGGGUUUGCAUAUACACAUCGGAAGUACUUUUCAAAGAAGACGUGGAUACGUCCUGGAACGAGAUAGACUCAGCGUCAUUGUCAUGAACUAUAGAUCAGAAUCUUGUCGUCCUUGCAACCUCGGACUUUGUCAUCGUAUCGGCGUUCAUCUCCGCCUGAUGUCACGAUCCACCGGUUGGACUAAUUGAUACUGGCAUCAACCCAAUGAUUACAUCCGAUCACUUUCCACAGACUUUCCGGAGUCGGCAUUACAACAAGCAUUCGCUGAGGGGUCCGAAGUAUACCGAC
Messenger RNA from Dothidotthia symphoricarpi CBS 119687, 1836 nucleotides. RefSeq names its product alcohol dehydrogenase. The coding region runs from base 385 to 1536 and encodes 383 amino acids. Lineage: Eukaryota; Fungi; Ascomycota; Dothideomycetes; Pleosporales; Dothidotthiaceae. Gene Ontology annotation, cellular component: mitochondrion. The transcript is spliced from 7 exons. Gene Ontology annotation, molecular function: metal ion binding; alcohol dehydrogenase (NAD+) activity. The record is from RefSeq and is a predicted model, not a curated record.